Penicillium odoratum is the source of this 1551-nucleotide messenger RNA. RefSeq names its product putative MFS transporter. NCBI's taxonomy places the organism in Eukaryota, Fungi, Ascomycota, Eurotiomycetes, Eurotiales, Aspergillaceae. The coding region runs from base 1 to 1551 and encodes 516 amino acids. Gene Ontology annotation, molecular function: transmembrane transporter activity. Gene Ontology annotation, cellular component: membrane. The record is from RefSeq and is a predicted model, not a curated record. The transcript has 2 exons. Gene Ontology annotation, biological process: transmembrane transport.
AUGUCGAAACCAAGUGCAAUUCACGAUGAAGACCCACAAGCUAUGAAGGAUGGCCAAGCAGUCGAUCCACCUCACAUAUCCUUGACUGAGAAGGAGAACAAGCGCAUCUGUCACAAGACCGACCGUACCAUCUUGCUUGUUCUGAUGUGGGUCUACUUCUUACAGAUCCUGGACAAGACUGUUCUUGGAUAUGGAGCCACAUAUGGUAUGGUGACCGACACAGGGUUGACUGGAAAUGAAUACUCGCUGGUUGGCUCCAUUGGCCCAAUCGCUCAACUAUGCUGGCAGCCAUUCUCAUCCUACCUCAUCGUCAAAGUCCCUCCCAAGAUCCUCAUGCCAACGCUCUGCCUUGGCUGGGGUAUUGCCCAGGCCUGCAUGGCCGCUUGCCACAAUUUCAGCGAGCUGAUGGCUGCUCGCUUCUUCCUCGGGCUUUUCGAGGCAGGAUGCUUGCCACUAUUCGGUAUCAUUACUAGCCAGUGGUAUCUUCGAUCGGAACAACCGAUCCGCAUUGCAGCGUGGUACAGCACUAAUGGAAUUGCGACCAUUGUGGCGGCUGGACUGUCGUACGGUCUCGCGCACAUCAACUCCGACAUUCUGGCAUCAUGGCAAAUCAUCUUCCUCUUUGUAGGUCUGGUCACUAUUGUCUCCGCCCCAAUCGUCUACUGGCGCCUAGACAACGACGUCAGCACCGCUCGAUUCCUGAACGAAACCGAGAAACUCCAGGGCAUGGAGCGACUCCGCGCCAAUCAAACUGGCACCGGAAGCACGGAAUUUAAGCUCAGUCACGUCUACGAAGCUGUCCUCGAGCCGAAAACGUACUUCUGGAUCGCUAUGGCAAUGCUGCUCAAUAUCGGUGCCAGCGUGACCAACACAUUCGGACCCUUGAUUCUAGGCGGCCUGGGAUACGGAAAAUAUCGCACCAGCCUCUUAACAAUGCCGUUCGGUGCCAUGCAAUUCGUCGUUAUUCUUAUUGCAAGUUUCCUAGCUCAAAAAGCUCGCAUUAAAGGCGCUAUCCUAGCAGUUUUCAUGCUUCCUGUGGUCGCUGGUCUGGCCAUUCUAUAUGCCAUCCCUCGAACGAAUGCAAACCAAGGCGCUCUCCUUGCAGGCUACUACUUACUUGCAUUCUUGUUCGGUGGAAACCCCUUGAUUGUGACCUGGAUUGUCGGUAACACGGCAGGUAGCACUAAGAAGUCAGUUGCCAUGAGUCUGUUCAAUGCGGCAACAUCAGCCGGCAAUAUUGUGGGUCCUUUGCUGUUCAACUCGAAGGAUGCGCCUUCUUAUCACCCUGGCUUGCAAGCUUGUUUGGGCAUUUUCUCCGCCCUGGUGGGCGUUGUCCUUAUUCAGUGGGGUAAUCUUUGGUUCCUCAAUAAGCAACAAGCUCGUCGUCGUGUUCGGAACGGGAAGAGCGCUAUCAUUGUCGAUCAUUCGAUGCAAUCGCACUUCCGUGGUGUUGAGGAAGGUGAUAUGGAUGGAGUCACUCACGCUGGCGGCACACAGGUGGCUCAGGACAUGACCGAUAGGGAGAAUGAUGAGUUUGUUUAUAUUUAUUAG